AUGAAUACACGAUCAGGACCCGUUGAUAAAUACACGAUGCAGCCCACGUUGAUAUAGGCACGUUGAUACAUAGGCGAUGUUGUCAUCGUGUAUUUACCAUCGUAAAUGAAAAAGCACGUGACGUACCUCAGCACACCGUCUACACGCGGCUUGUCACGGACCCCACAAUCAUUCAGAUUUUGAAGUAAUGAAUACAAAAAUUUCCAUGGACCAGUGGUUCUGAAGUUUCUUUGUUGGAAAAAUCGACCAAAUCUAGGGAUAGAGCAUACUCAUGGGAUCCAGUAUACUGCAAAAUAAUGGCGAAGCCUGGUACCUACAAUGAUAUAGUUGAGGAGCUGCAUGCUGAGUAUCCUGAGCUAUCAGGUUUUAAAGGAGGAGCAAUGAUGCAGCAACAUGUUGUGGAGGAUCUAUAGGAAAUGUAUUGGUUCAGCCUCUGCGGUGGUAGACACAAGGAGGAUCAGAGCUGUGAUGUCUUGUCAACAUCCUGCAGAACAUAUCUCAAGAUGAUCAGGGAGAGUGACAUCUUUAUUCAUCUCAGCUGUCAUCAUGCUCUGCCUUCACUGCUGGCUCCAAGAGGUUCUGUGGUGGUCCAGGUUCCAGCUGCCAGGUUUGUGGCAGAACUUGGUUGUGGCCACACCUGUGGUGCCCUUAGGAAGGGAGCUGUUAGCAGCACAUCGGCAAACCAUCCUUCAUGCCUUCUUACCAAAGGAUCCAAGGGCAGCAGUGAGCUUAAGUUGUUUGGAGUGCCGCUCUGCACUGGGAGCACUGAGUGUGUGGAUAGCCACUGGUGCCACUGUGGAGGAUGUAGAGAACUUUGCCAUCAACGAAUGCAUUAACUUAAACCUUUAUCCUGAGGAUGUCUGCUUUGGUAUGGUGAAACUAGCUGGUCCUGAAGUGCUGUAUGUAUUUAGCAACACAAACUACUCUCAUGAUACAAUGUGUGGCUGGAUGUUUGGUCUUGAUUGUGUGCAUACUGAAUUGGACUCAUGGACUGUAGAGAUUCCUGGUGGCAAGCCUGAGCCCAACCAUCCGGAACCUGUGCAGCCCACCCCAAGUGUGAAGAAGAUUUUACAUCUCUCGGAUCUCCAUGUUGACCUUCUAUAUGAUGAGGGUAGUGCUGCUGUCUGUGACCACCCGUACUGUUGCCGGAAUGCCUUUGGUACAGCAGGCCCAGAUGUGCCAGCAGCAGGUCACUGGGGAACACUAGCAUAUUGUGACAUUCCUCUACAUACUUUAGAGGAUCUUUUGUCUCGGGCUGCAGAAAUCACCAAGCCAGACCUUGUUUAUAUUACAGGAGACCUUCCUCCACAUGAUGUCUGGGCUCAGAAUCAUGCCACUAAUCUCAUUGCCAUUGAAGUCACCAUGGAGCUUGUCAGGAAACACUUCCCUGGCGUUCCUGUUCUUAACACUCUUGGGAAUCAUGCAUCAGCUCCUGUCAAUAGCUUUGUUGUGCCAGCUGCCUACGGUGAUGGCUGGAGCAUGAGCUGGCUGUAUGAUAGUGUGGCUGAUUUGUGGGCAGAGUGGCUGCCUGAGUCUGCUUUGGUUGAUGUGAGGCGAGGUGGUUUUUACCAGUACUCUCCUGUACCAGGCCUCAGGGUGAUAUCACUCAACAUGAACUUUUGCAAUUCUAUUAACUGGUGGCUGCUAAUUAGAAAUGAGGACCCAGUUGAACAGCUGAAGUGGUUUGUGGAGACAUUGGCACAUGCUGAAGCUGCUGGGGAGGCAGUGCACAUUAUAGGCCACAUCCCAACGGGGGGAGGAGACUGUGAACACACCUGGAGCCAUGUCUUUAACCAAAUUGUGUACAGAUAUGAGUCAACAAUCCGAGGGAUAUUCUUUGGCCACACUCAUGGUGACUCCUGGUCAAUUUACUAUGAUAUGGACACCUACACCAGGCCUGUGGCUGUGUCCUUCAUCAGUCCCUCAGGUACUACUGGCACCUAUCAUCAUCCAGCUUUCAAGGUGUUUGAGGUAGAUGGUGGACAUGAAGAUGCAACUUGGGUUAUCCUGGAUGCUACUGCCUACAGUACAAACCUAACAGAAGCCAAUGUGGAGGGAGGCUUUCCAGUAUAUACUGUAAGGUACAACGCUCAGGACUCGUAUGAUGUGAAGUCCCUGACUCCCACCAGCAUGCAUGAACUAGUACUUAAUAUGGUCACUGAAGAAGGCCUCUAUGAUCAACAUUACUGGAAUGUCCACAAUGACUUAGUAGAAGUUGAAGGUCCUAGUUAUAAUUUUACCUGUGGUACCAGCUGCCUCAAGUUCGAACUGUGUGAAUUUGUGAUUUCGGACUCUUCUGACAGAACAGCGUGUCAUAAGCUUGAAGAUUAUAUUGACGCAAAUUAUGUCCCAUCAUCUGAGGAAUUUUAUUUCUAGAUGUCUUUCAUUUCCUCUCUAACAUGAGCACCAUCCAUACUCUCAGGAUUUAUAUAUUCUCUAUCAACUGAUUUUGUAACAACUGUAGAUGCACACACACACACAAUCUCUAUAUACACAUAUAUCUAUCUUUAUACAGGAUGAUACAGGGUGUCCUAUGAGUAAGGUUACAUAUUUUAUCAUAUAUAUACAGUUUAAAUAAUUCUGUUGAAAAUAUCGGCUUUGAAGCCUUUGGCGAAAAGCCUCUUUUUUGGGGAGACGAGUGAAGCUAAUGCACCAGCUAUAGUGGUCGUCGUACCAACGACGUCAUUCUAGGAAUGAUCCACGUUUCGCUCAGUAUACCACUAAAAAGUCAUCUAGAAUAUUCUAGGCUGCAUUAGCAGGAAAAGAAAACGGAAAGAAAACGGGGAACCCUCAGCAGCUACGUGUAGACUGGAACGCGUCAUUAAGAAAUCCCAUAGAACCUGAAAACUGGAGGGGAGGAAAGGCAGCGCCUGGGCAGGAACCAUGAUGUGCAUUAGCUUCACUCGUCUCCCCAAAAAAGAGGCUUUUCGCCGAAGGCUUCAAAGCCGAUAUUUUAGUGAGACUUGUUCGCUAAUGCACCAGCUACCUUCCAAAGGAGGUGGGCAGUGUCAGGGUAGAAAAAACACGUGAAGCAAAGCCCCACAACAACUGUAUUGUACAAAAGUUAUACAAUAUAUGCCAAAAUACA
Portunus trituberculatus (swimming crab) is the source of this 3088-nucleotide messenger RNA. RefSeq names its product sphingomyelin phosphodiesterase-like. The transcript has 15 exons. Gene Ontology annotation, biological process: sphingomyelin catabolic process. The record is from RefSeq and is a predicted model, not a curated record. Bases 547 to 2376 code for a protein of 609 amino acids. Lineage: Eukaryota; Metazoa; Arthropoda; Malacostraca; Decapoda; Portunidae. Gene Ontology annotation, molecular function: sphingomyelin phosphodiesterase activity.